AGCAGUUAUCUCGGCUACACCGCCAACUUUUUUUUAAAUGUUGAUUCCAUAUAAAUACACCACAUGUGUUCUACAACUACCCCUAUACGGUCGAUGUGUGCGGUCUUUCUCGUCGUCGCCCCACCUGAACAACGACACCUUGCAUAAACCCUCAUACUUUGGCCAACUCGACUAUCAGGCGAAGCCCAAGUUCAUUGACGUGGUCCAGAACAUUAAGGCCCAGAAAUCCGCUCCCCGCUUUUUUGAUCAGUUACCCACAGAUCAAUUCCUCCAUGAAAAGUGCCUUAAAGUUGACACCCAUUACAAAGAUCUAAUCAUUGGCUACAGGGGAUUCAUCGUUGCUGAGCUUCAGCAUGCAAAUAAUGUGAGUAUCAGGUAUAAAGAUGCCUCCUUCCAUAUCAAAGGACCACUAAAAGUUGACGUUGAUAAUGCGUACCGCCAGCUUUCGAGUCGGUAUAGGAAGUUAGUGGAAAACCGUGUGGAGUUCAAGAUUCCCGCAGCACAACGAUUUUUAUUGACUGGAAACCUCAAGGCAAAAAACAACACUCCAUCGAAAGUCAGUGGAAAGAGUAUGAGUAACAAGACAGACUUUAUUCUUGAUUUGGGGGCGUUAGAGAAACAGUACUACUGUAAUAUUAAUGUCGACAAAAACAAUGAAAGCAGCAGCGAAUUGGGUGUUAUUAUCUACGGUGAGUACAGGGAAAACGUCUAUAAGGCCCAGAAAGUGAUCGAGAAAUACUUAUCAUCCAUGCAAGAAAUGUCCCAAACUUUCCAGUUCCCAUCCCAUGUUCUUCCUUUGUUGGUUGGCCAAGGCGGUAAAAAACUCCACAUGCUUCAGGAGGAUGCAGAUGUGGUUGUUUCUGUCACUAGAAGCAGAAAUACUGCCUCUAUAACAGUUUAUGGUGCGGAGGGCGUUUCUGAAGCCAUGGCCAUUCUCCGACUGCGAUUGGAAUCGUACAAUCGAACGGCCACUGUAAUUGAUUGCGUGUCCUCCGAAGCCAUGGUCGCACCAUCCUACGUCGAUGACACUUAUGUCAACCAUGAUUUGUCCGUCAACUUGGACUCCACUGAUGCCUUUGAAGGCCCAGAAAAGUUAUUGGAAGUCUGGUUCUACGAAUCUCCAGAGCACUUACCUGCUACCUCGCCUGUGGACGGUCUCAGAUCCGUUCCAUUGGUUAAGUGGGAAGAAUUGUUGGACUUGGUCAGCUGUAAGGUUUUGUCCAUGAUUUCUACUGAAAGCGUGGACUCUUACUUGUUGUCCGAAAGUUCGUUCUUUGUGUUUCCACACAAGGUCAUUUUAAAGACCUGCGGCACAACUACCACCUUAUUGGGCUUGGAAAUGUUGUUUCAACUCGCUGCUGAGUAUGCCAACAUCGCCAUGGACUCGCACUCUAUCUACAAGAUCUUCUAUUCUAGAAGGUCAUUCAUGUUCCCAGAGAAACAGAAGCCCAUCCACCUGGACUGGAAGGUCGAAGUCGGUUACUUGAACAGGUUCUUUUCCAAUCACAAGUCUUAUGUGGUUGGUAACUUGGCCACUGACCACUGGUACUUGUAUACUGCCGGUCAUAAGGGUGCAACCACACCUUUUUUGAGAAGCUUAACUCCUCCAAAAACCCCAGCUGGGUUCACUGGUGGCGGCGACAAGACGCUCGAAAUAUUGAUGACCGAAUUGGACGAAACCUGCGCUCAGCAGUUUGUUACCAGUAGACACCCCGGUGAUGAGAAUGCUACCAAUAUAUCUGAUGACUUGGGCCACCUCAUGGGCUUGAAGACGUUGAACAGGACGAGAUUGAAUAAGUUGUACCCUGACUCUGAAAUUUUUCAUGACGCGUUCGCUUUUACUCCGUGUGGUUACUCGUCCAAUUCCAUCAAGGAAGACAAGUACUACACCUUACACAUCACUCCUGAGCAGGGCUGGUCGUACGCUUCGUUUGAAUCUAACUUCAAGGCUGCUGACUACGGCAUGGAUGACAAGGUCGUUUUGCUCAAGGUGUUGGACAUCUUCAAGCCAGGCAAGUUCUGUUUGACUUUGAUUGCCAACGAAAUCACCGUGGAGGAUGACAAGUUUGGCGACAACUUCAAGAUUUUGGAAAACUGUAAGCUCGAUGGCUACGAAAGAAACGAAAAGAUUAUUUAUGAUUUGAAUGACGGUUAUACGUUGAUGUAUUUGUCGUUUCAAAAAAUUAAGAUCUAA
This is a messenger RNA of Babjeviella inositovora NRRL Y-12698, 2194 nucleotides long. RefSeq names its product adenosylmethionine decarboxylase (gene SPE2). The coding region runs from base 38 to 2194 and encodes 718 amino acids. The transcript has 2 exons. The record is from RefSeq and is a predicted model, not a curated record. Gene Ontology annotation, biological process: spermidine biosynthetic process; spermine biosynthetic process. NCBI's taxonomy places the organism in Eukaryota, Fungi, Ascomycota, Pichiomycetes, Serinales. Gene Ontology annotation, molecular function: adenosylmethionine decarboxylase activity; RNA binding. Gene Ontology annotation, cellular component: cytosol.